Molecule: messenger RNA, 2291 nt
Organism: Aspergillus heteromorphus CBS 117.55
Lineage: Eukaryota; Fungi; Ascomycota; Eurotiomycetes; Eurotiales; Aspergillaceae
Product: putative C6 transcription factor
Exons: 6
Coding region: 1-1998 (665 amino acids)
Biological process (GO): regulation of DNA-templated transcription; DNA-templated transcription
Molecular function (GO): DNA-binding transcription factor activity, RNA polymerase II-specific; zinc ion binding; DNA binding
Source: RefSeq, a predicted model, not a curated record
AUGACUCCCAGAAGCCCUCCAGGAAGCGCAUUGCCCGAGCCUGCGACUCGUGCUACAAGCGGAAGGCAAAUCAAAUGUGAUGGCGCGGUUCCCAAAUGCAACUGGUGCAGCCAUCAUGACAUCCCCUGCUUGUUUACCAGGGCCAUCACCAGAAAACGAAAACCGAAACACGAUGUCGGGGGCCGAGCUACGCCCGGUUUGGCGGAGCGCAUCGAGCGCAUCGAGAAGUUCUUGACGGACAACCUCUUGAAAGAGCCCACACCAAGUGCAACACCAUCCAGUGAAGAUCGGGAGGAGCCAUGUCGGGAAGAGCCCCAUCGGGAAGAGCAUCGUUUGGAAGAGCAACAUGAAGAGCCCCGUCCGAUACACCAGAGGCUUGACCAGCCGAGGGUGUUUCCUGCUGUAUGUCCGGCGUCGUCUUCAGUUCCCCUUCACUUUGCAGGCCGAGAGCUGGGGUCCGUCAGCUUGUUCACCGGCAUCCCGUUGCUGUUUCCCGAGGGCAAACAAUGGGUACAGUCACGGACGGGACAGAAUGUCUCCGUCAGCAAGCUCGUCAGCUCCAACAAACCGCCUUGGGAAAGGCAACGGGCGCUGAGUUCCAAUGCCCUGGUCACUAACCCGGAGACCGCGAACUCGUUGGAGCUGCCCCAGCGAGAGCUGAUAGAUACCUACUUUAGCAUGUACUGCAGGUCAUUUAUGCGGCGCGUCUUUCCCGUGCUGGAUGUGGUCCUUUUCAGGGAGACCAUCGAUCUGGCCUAUCGGCAAUCCCGCACAAAGUUCUCUUAUGGAAAGGCCAGUCUCAAGGCAUGUAUGUUUGCCUUUUCCGCCUUUGUGUCCCUUCUCCCACCGCCGGAAUUCCUGGAGGAAUACAGGGGCCUACCGCCGCUGGAUGGUGAGGGCUACUUCACGAAGGCGCAAUGUUUAGUCCCUCAGGUUCUUCAAGAAACCUGCUCUUUGGAGGGGUUACAGGUGGUGUCGAUGCUGGCCCUGUUCGAGCUCGUCACUGGUAACCUACAGUCGGCCAACUACUAUGGUUCUCUUGCAGGUCGCAUGAUAUUCCUGUUAGGCGGACACACUAACCUAGAUGUAACCAGCGAUCACGAAUCACCUCCGGACGAGAUUACCAAACGAACACGAAAACAUCUCCGUCAAGUCUUUUGGCUAUGUUAUACUAUCGAGAAAGACGUGUCUCUGCGUACGGGACAACCUCAACAGUUCACCGAAGACAACUGCGAUUUGACACUACCACCCGGGUACGCCGACAUUUUGUUCGCCAGCCACGGGGACUGCCGCCAACCGCCCCCCAGUGACUUGCCAGAUGAUCCAUGGUACCCGGUAGAUAUCCGCCUGAGCAUCAUCAAGUCUCGCGCCUACAGUGCGUUAUACUCAUUCCGAGGGUUGAAGAAAACCGACGCCGAGAUUCUGAAGGAAAUCCGCGAACUCGACGACGAGCUGGAGGAGUGGAGGCUGUCGAUCCCGUUGUCCCACAGACCGACAUUGUCUUUCUCCCAAGAGACCCCGGACCCUCACGCAACCAUGCACUCGGUCAUGCUACGGCUAAACUACCACCUCUGCAUGACCAUCAUCCACCAAGCCAGCGGCCGAUGCAAGUCCUGGUCCACCGAGCAGGGCGGCAUCACCGACGGCGUGAGCUCUAGCCUCGCCCUCUCCGUCGAAGCCAGCCGCUCCACCCUCCUUUAUCUCCAAGCAGCAGAGCAUGUCCUCAUGGACGGCAUAUUCUGGACCCUAAUCUUCUACCCCAUGUCCGCCCUGCUCGCCAUCUUCUGUAACAUCCUUCAGAACCCCUCCGACCCCCAAGCCACCAAAGACCUGGGCCUGCUCAAGACAGCCAUGAGCAUGAUGGAACGCAUCUUCCUGCGCCAGCCGUCCUCUGUCAACGAGAUCGUGCACAUCAAGUUGGUCGCGGAUUUCGUGGCCGAGUUGUAUCGGCUUGCUAGUUGUGCCAUCGAGAAGGCGUGGAGUGAGCGGUCGGUGUAGUUGGCUUGUGGUUCAGUGGCGAGGAUUGGGAUGGAUGGGAUGAGAUGGGAUGGGAUAGAAGUGGAGUUGGACAGGUUGGUACAUACACAAUACAAUACAUACUAUAUAGGUAGAUAUCUGUUUGGGGGUGGCGUUUCUUGUAUACAUCUCAUGGUGAUGAAGGGAGUGGAGUGGACUGGAGUGGGGUGGGGUGUUUCUUUUUCUUGAAAAGAUAUUACGGAUUUGGAAAGAUUUCGACGACAUAUUUCGGACAUAGCUGAGCUUCACCCUCUACAUUUCUGGUGAGCAUCGGG